AUGGCGCUGCCCGGGGCCCGGGCGCGCGGCUGGGCGGCGGCAGCAGCGAGAGCAGCCCAGAGGCGCCGGCGCGUGGACGGCGGGAGAGGUUCCCCGCGCCCUGAGCCGGCGAGCGCGCGCGCGGCGCUUUACGUGCACUGGCCGUACUGCGAGAAGCGCUGCAGUUACUGCAACUUCAACAAGUACCUCCCCGGCCGCGUGGAGGAGGCGGCCGUGCGCAGGUGCCUGGAGACCGAGGCGCGGACGCUGUUGCGCUUCAGCGGGGUGCGGCGCGUGGAGUCCGUGUUCUUCGGUGGAGGAACCCCCAGUCUGGCCAGUCCCCACACGGUGGCAGCCGUCCUGGAGGCGGUGGCACAGGCCACCUACCUGCCCGCGGACUCGGAAGUCACUUUAGAAGCUAAUCCCACUUCGGCCGCCGGCUCCAGGCUGGCAGCCUUCGGGGCAGCGGGAGUCAACAGGUUGUCCAUUGGCCUCCAGUCCCUGGACGACACUGAGCUCCGGCUGCUGGGACGGACACACUCAGCCAGUGAUGCUCUGCGGACGCUGGCGGAGGCCCGCCGCCUCUUCCCCGGCCGCGUGUCCGUGGACCUCAUGCUGGGGCUGCCUGCGCAGCAGGUGCGGCCGUGGCUGGAGCAGCUGCGGGAAUUGCUACGGCGCUGUGACGACCACGUCUCCCUCUACCAGCUGUCCCUGGAGCGGGGCACUGCCCUCUUUGCCCAGGUGCAGCAGGGCGCCCUCCCUGCCCUUGACCCUGAGCUGGCAGCUGACAUGUACCAGGAGGGUCGGGCCAUGCUCCGGGAUGCAGGCUUCCGCCAGUACGAGGUCUCCAACUUCGCUCGCAAUGGGGCGCUCAGUACCCACAAUUGGACUUACUGGCAGUGUGGCCAGUACCUCGGCGUUGGGCCUGGGGCCCAUGGACGAUUCGUGCCCCAGGGCGCUGGAGGCCACACCCGGGAGGCCCGAAUCCAGACACUGGAGCCCGAUGCCUGGAUGAAGGAGGUGAUGCAGUUCGGACACGGCACCCGGAAGCGCACCCCGCUGGGCGAGCUGGAGCUGCUGGAAGAAGUGUUGGCCAUGGGGCUUCGCACGGACGUGGGGAUCACCCACCAGCACUGGCAGCAGUUCGAGCCCCAGCUGACCUUGGGGGCUGUGUUUGGAGCGAGCGAGGAGGUGAAAGAGCUGCAGGAGCAGGGUCUGUUGCUGUUGGAUCACAGGGGUCUGCGGUGCUCUUGGGAGGGUCUGGCAGUGCUGGACUCUCUGCUGCUCACCCUCCUGCCUCGACUCCAAGAAGCCUGGCAUCGGAGAGUCUCCCCCGUGCCAGAUGUUCCCGCAUUCUAGGCCAGGCCAGGCGGGCCCUGAGGGCUCUGCUGCCAGGUGCUGUCUCCGCUCCAGGUACUAAUUGCCCGUCCCUGGCCUCCCUGAGGGCUGUGGUGGACAGCAAGGUGAUGUCUGAGCCGGGAGCCGGCAUCCCGCAUCCCACCAGCAUCUGGGGACCCGCAGGCCAGCGUGUGGCCCGGGGCUGGGAAUCGCUCUUCCCCCGCAGCAGCGACUGUGUACCUUUGUGGUACCAACUGGUGAAUGGACUUUGGGGUUCUUUCUGCAGGGAGUUACAGCCAUCCUCGCUGCCAGGUCGUGGUGGGGGAGGGGGCUGCCGAGACAGCUACGGAGUCCAGAAAACUUAAGUCCUGCUGGGUCUUUUUUUUUUUUUUUUUGACAGGCAGAGUGGAUAGUGAGAGAGACAGAGAGAAAGGUCUUCCUUUUUGCCGUUGGUUCACCCUCCAAUGGCCGCUGCGGCCGGCGCAUCUCGCUGAUCCGAAGCCAGGAGCCAGGUGCUUCUCCUGGUCUCCCAUGGGGUGCAGGGCCCAAGCACUUGGGCCAUCCUCCACUGCCUUCCCGGGCCAUAGCAGAGAGCUGGCCUGGAAGAGGGGCAACUGGGAUAGAAUCCGGCGCCCCAACCAGGACUAGAACCCCGUGUGCCGGCGCCGCAAGGCGGAGCCCGCUGGGUCUUUUAAGCAGGAUGGGAUCUAAGGUAGGAGCGGGGUCACUACAAAACCACUGGAGGCCGUUCACCCCGUGAUGUCCUGCCUACACUCUGGGUGUGUGUGGGCGUUUGCUAAUGAUUAGAUUCGGGGUAAAUCUUUUUAGCCUGACGACUUCGCAGUUCAGCCCCCAGGCUCAUUUUCAUCACUUGAUUCACGGUAAGGGUUUCACGGUCUGUCAUACAGAGGCGUGUUUUCUUGCGAAGGGGUUCGCGGUCUGUCUGUCAUACAGAGGCGUGUUUUCUCUGCGGUCAGGCAGAUCAUCCUCCAUGGUCAGAGACUCUGGAGACCCCGUGAGCAUCCUGUUCCCCCACAGUCAUUUGCCCAGCAAUUUUUACCAUUCAUCAAUGAUCCUUGCCCAAAUCAAUUCACACACUGAGAGUUGCAAAAAUUUUCAGGUCUGACUUGCUCAUGCCUUCCGUGUCUAACUGGCCUCCUAUCCCUAAAAAUAAAUA
This is a messenger RNA of Lepus europaeus (European hare), 2494 nucleotides long. RefSeq names its product radical S-adenosyl methionine domain containing 1 (gene RSAD1). The coding region runs from base 1 to 1338 and encodes 445 amino acids. The transcript has 9 exons. The record is from RefSeq and is a predicted model, not a curated record. Lineage: Eukaryota; Metazoa; Chordata; Mammalia; Lagomorpha; Leporidae. Gene Ontology annotation, cellular component: cytoplasm. Gene Ontology annotation, biological process: porphyrin-containing compound biosynthetic process. Gene Ontology annotation, molecular function: 4 iron, 4 sulfur cluster binding; coproporphyrinogen oxidase activity.